Molecule: messenger RNA, 249 nt
Organism: Chrysochloris asiatica (Cape golden mole)
Lineage: Eukaryota; Metazoa; Chordata; Mammalia; Afrosoricida; Chrysochloridae
Gene: AKAIN1
Product: chromosome unknown open reading frame, human C18orf42
Exons: 2
Coding region: 1-249 (82 amino acids)
Source: RefSeq, a predicted model, not a curated record
AUGACUAUAACACCUAAGGCCAUUAUGCUUGCAUUCCACAUAGGAGGAGGAGAAGGUGAGAAACCUGGGAAUGAGCCUGAAGAGGUGAAGCUGCAGAAUGCCAGCAAAGAGAUUGUACAGAAUGCCAUCCUGCAAGCUGUGCAGCAAGUCUCCCAGGAGAGUCGGCAGAAGGAAGAGAGAACCCGAGACAGUCAGAGAAGCUUCCAGCUGGGAGUGGGGGAAUUAACCAAGAAACAUGAGAAGAAGUAA